Molecule: messenger RNA, 6247 nt
Organism: Leptopilina boulardi
Lineage: Eukaryota; Metazoa; Arthropoda; Insecta; Hymenoptera; Figitidae
Gene: tho2
Product: THO complex subunit 2
Exons: 31
Coding region: 125-4396 (1423 amino acids)
Biological process (GO): mRNA export from nucleus; mRNA processing
Cellular component (GO): THO complex part of transcription export complex
Molecular function (GO): mRNA binding
Source: RefSeq, a predicted model, not a curated record
UAUAUACAUAUAUUGUAUUUUAACAUGAAAAUGGCGUCUGUUAACCUGUGAUUUGCACGGUUUAUUGUUUUCGCGAAGAGAACAGUCGUCUAGAUUGUAAAAUUUUAUGAUAUUUUUUUAUUGAAUGAUGUCCGGUAAAAUUUGGAAUUCUGAUUUAUGGAAAACAUGGGAGAAACAAGGAAAAGGCGACUUCUUCAAGUUAAUCAAGCAUACAUUCAAGGAAGGCCACACAUCAGAAUGGAAGCGAGGAUUGUACGAACUAAUUUCACAGGGCGUUCGAGGAGUCGUAAAGAAGGAAAAAGUAGUAGAGGCAUUGGCUGAAAUCACUAGUAUCGACGGUGCAUUCCCAUCUGCAAUUGUAGAUAUUUUUACUUUGAUCGAUUCAGAAGCGCAGAAUGAAGAAAGGAAUAUGUUUUAUUUCAUCGUCAAAGAAUCAGAAAAGUUUUUAACAGAUCGAAUACUGAAAGAGAGAUUAGAAAUUGACACUCUUCAGGAUGUGGGAACAUUAAAAAAUCUCAAUUUUCAGACUAAAUUCAUCAAAGUCAAAACGAAACUCUACUAUAAACAACGUAAAUUUAAUCUUUUUCGUGAAGAAAGUGAAGGUUAUUCAAAAUUAAUAGUAGAGUUAAGUCAAGAGCGACCGGAAAGUGAAGUGGCAUCUACUUUAGAGAUUGUUAAAUCCCUUAUUGGAUAUUUUAAUCUCGAUCCAAAUCGAGUAUUAGAUAUUUUAUUGGAAACUUUUGAAAAAAGGCCACAGGACGAUGGACUUUUUAUUCCUUUGAUUUGUUCAUAUAUGAGCGAUCAACAAGUUCUUUGUGAAGUAUUGGGUUUUAAAUAUCGUUGUACAGCAAAUUCAACUCCUUUUUCAUUACAAAGAGUCACGGCAUUAAUGCUUCAGCAUCAAGUUAUUAAACUCGAUGAUAUUUGGCCGUGGCUUGUGCCCGAUGAUAAAUCAAUUAUUCGCGAUUGCGAAAUUUCAAUGAAACAAGCUAAAGAAUAUGUGAGAAAAAUGAGUAUUAUCUCGACAAAAGACAAGGAGGAUGUUCCCGAGGAAAAGGACAAUUCACAGGAUAAAUACUCAAAUAAUCAGAAAUUUGGACUCUGUGAAGCGCUUUUAGACAUCGGAGCUUGGGAUGUCGCUCAGAGUUUAUUCAAUAGAUUACCCGAUUAUUGUUUCACGGAUCAAAAACCAAUUGCUCUUGCAUUCUGUAAAAUUAUACAAUCCCUGAUUGAACCAAUUUAUCGCAAGUAUUGCGUAAUAUCGCCAAAAUUACCGGGAAGAAAAAUUCCCCCAUUAAAAAGUCCAUUGGCACCAAAGCCGAUGCAAUCACUUAAUCAAAUUCAUGAUCAAUUAUUACCGAUGCUUGUGAUUCUUGGACCGAAUCUUCAUCACGAUCCAAUUCUAAUGUACAAAAUAAUGCGAUUGUGUCAUUCGGCCAUUAAACAAAUUCCCAUGGACUCUAAUAGACAACCAAUUGAUAAAACAAAUAAUCUUUAUUUUGAUAUAAUAACAAUUCUUGAUGUUGCAUUAUUGCCAUCGUUGUCAUUUAUGGAUUGUAAUUGUUGUGUCGCGGAGGAAAUUUGGAAUAUUCUCAAACAUUAUCCAUAUCAAAAUCGUUAUUGUCUUUAUGCGCGAUGGAAAAAUGAAACUCCACUUCAACAUUCGGCAUUAUUGAAAAAAAGAGCGGACGCACAGAAGAAAAUAAAAACAAUUAUGAAACGAGUCAGUAAGGAGACAAUAAAACCUGUUGGUCGAUCAAUUGGAAAACUUACACAUUCAUCGCCUGGAGUUUUAUUUGAUUAUGUUCUCAUUCAAAUUCAACUUUACGACAAUCUCAUUGGCCCGGUUGUCGAUUCAUUGAAAUAUUUAACGAAUAUUUCUUACGAUGUAUUGGGUUAUUGUCUUGUCGAGGCAUUAGCUGGAGCUGAUCGAGACAGAUUUAAACACGAUGGAACAAGUAUUUCCCUUUGGCUUCAAUCGCUCGCCUCUUUUUGUGGCGCAAUUUUCAAAAAAUACAAUAUCGAAUUAUCCGGUCUCCUUCAGUACGUAGCUAAUCAACUGAAAGCACAAAAAAGUCUUGAUUUAUUAAUUUUGAAGGAGAUUGUGCAAAAAAUGGCAGGAAUUGAAGCCGCUGAAGAAAUGACUCCCGAUCAAUUGGACGCAAUGGCCGGUGGUGAUCUUUUGAAAAAUGAGGCCGGUUACUUUAGUCAAGUUCGUAAUACAAAAAAAUCAUCACAAAGAUUGAAGGAAGCGCUUGGUGAACAGGAUUUGGCUGUUGCACUUUGUCUUUUAAUGGCGCAACAAAAACAUUGCGUUGUGUAUCGAGAAACUGAUAGAUCUCAUCUUAAACUUGUUGGAAAAUUAUACGAUCAGUGUCAAGAUACAUUGGUUCAAUUUGGAACAUUUUUGGGAUCAACGAUGACUGUCGAUGAAUACGUUGAUAAAUUGCCUUCGAUUCAUUCCAUGUUACAAGAUCAUCACAUACAUUCGGAUGUCGCAUUUUUCCUCGCUAGGCCAAUGUUCGCGCAUGCUAUUAACAUCAAAUAUGACGCUUUACGAAAAUCAGAUCCAAAUUAUAAAAAAAUGUCAACGGCAGUAAAACAAACAAAAUGGGCAGAAGCCGCACAAACAACAAUGGCACCAGUUGCUCUUUCGGUGCGACCACUUCAUCCACUUAAAGUUUGGGAAGAUAUUUCGCCACAAUUUUUAGUUACAUUUUGGUCUCUACAAAUGUAUGAUUUGCAUGUGCCAAGCGAUAGUUAUCAACGUGAAAUCAACAGAUUGAAACAACUCGCUGCUCAGGUCGCGGAUUCCAAGGAUAUUAAUGCUGGAAAAGGUAAAAAGGAACAAGAGAAAUUUACAACAUUAAUUGAAAAACUUCAAGACGAGAAGAAAAAACAGGAAGAACACGUGGAAAAAGUUUUCGCCUAUUUAAGACAAGAAAAGGACUCGUGGUUUUUAUCGAGAAGCGCUAAAUCCGCAAAGAAUGAGACGAUAACGCAAUUUUUGCAAUUAUGUCUUUUUCCACGAUGUACUUUUACAACUGUUGACGCAAUGUAUUGCGCUAAAUUUGUACAUACUAUUCAUUCGCUAAGGACCGCGAAUUUUUCUACUCUUCUUUGCUACGACCGAAUUUUCUGUGAUAUCACUUAUUCAGUGACAUCGUGCACUGAAAACGAAGCUAAUCGUUAUGGUAGAUUUUUGUGCGCUAUGUUAGAUACUGUGAUGAGAUGGCAUUCAGAGAAGGCAAUCUUCGAUAAGGAAUGUAGUAAUUAUCCGGGAUUCGUAACAAAAUUCCGAGUUAGUAAUCAAUUUUCCGAAGCCAAUGAUAUGGUUGGCUUUGAGAAUUACAGACACGUUUGUCACAAGUGGCAUUAUAAAAUUACAAAGGCUAUUGUUGUUUGCCUCGAUUCAAAGGAUUAUGUACAAAUCAGAAAUUCAUUGAUAAUUCUGAUUAAAAUUUUACCUCAUUUUCCUGUUUUAUCGAAACUUUCUCAAAUUCUCGAGCGUAAAGUUGAAAAAGUUCGCGAGGAAGAACGUGGUCAACGACAAGAUUUACAUGUAUUGGCCACUUCCUACAGUGGACAACUUAAAGCAAAAACACCAAGUAUGAUUCGUGAAUCUGAUUUUCAUCAUGUCGGCGAAAAGGUCGCUAAAACUCAAGAGCAAUCGACUCCCGAAUCAGAAAAAGUUAGUAAUGGAGUUUUACAAAAAGAAGUUUCAAAUGGUGAAGCACGAGUUGAAAAGGAAAAUAAAGAGAUUCGAGAAAAACGUAAUAUCAUUCAAAUUCACCACAGUGAAAAUGUAGAAAAAGUUCCAAAGGAAAGUUCAAAGAAAAAAGAAGAGAGUAAAGAUAUUCAGGAAACGAAGGAGGAAAGAAAAUUGAAAAAGGAAAAAGAGGAAAUAAAAGAGGAAGAACCGAUUGUUGAGAAAAAAGAAAGAAAACACAAGUCGCAAGAUGAUUACUACAAUAGUAGUAUGGAUAAUUUAGAUCGAGACUUGUCGAGUGUUUCGAACAGUAGCGGCAGUUCUGGUCCAUCUCAAGAAGUAACUGAAAAAGUUAUAAUGCCGGAACCAAAGCGAAGAAAAGCCGAAAGUUCUGUAUUAAAGGAAACUAGACGAACUGAAUUGUCCGUCGAAAAAAAGGAACGUUCUAGUAAAACCAAAAUUCGAGACGAACAAAAGGAAAUGCGGAGAGAAAAGAAAAUUGGUCGCAAGAGGGAUCGAGCUGAAGAUAUUGUUCCAGCCGAACAAAAACGCCGAAAAGACGAUGAACGAGCGAAAACAACUCAUCAAAAUGGAGAUAUUCCAGAACAUCGGGAAAAACAUCAUUACAGUAAGUUAUUAAAGACGUCGCUGACCGGUUCAUUGAAAAGACGAAUAAUUCGGCAAUAGAGCGAAAAAGGAAAAAUCACCUUACACUACUAAGGAAAGACACGAACGAGAAGGCCGAGAAACCAGAGAUAAACAUAGGAGAAAUUCAGAUCCAAAACGAAGAUGAUGCACAACAAUAAACGACGUGUGACUUACAAAAAAAAAAAAAAAUUAUUUUUAUUUAUUUUUUUUUUUUUAAGCUACGUUUCAAUGUUGUCUGUAAUUUAAAUUAGAUUCGAAAACAAUAAAAUAUAGUGACAGAAUCUACUUAUUUGUAUAUUACGUUUUACGUCCAAUUUUUAUACAAUAAAUGUAUUUGUCGAAAAUUUACAUACUUUUUUGCCAGUGGAAAAAAAAACAAAUGUUAUUAUUAUUUUAUUGAAUUUUUCUUUUUUUUUUUAUUCAUUUUAAGUCUUAUUUGAAAAAUAAAAUCUUUAAAGAGCGAAAGAAAAACGUUUUAUUCCAAAUGAUUCCCGUUUUUUUUUUAAUUUUAUAUAUUAAAAAUUUUAAAAAAUUACUAUAAACGUGGCUUUUGAUAUGCGGCUUAGUUAUUAAAUUAUAAUCUAAAGUUUUAAUAUACUGCAUCUAUAUAUAUUCUAUAGACUCCAUAUCUCCAUGCCGAAGUAAAGUGUGCAUGAAAUGAACACAAAAAAUUUAUUUUUCAACUUAAUAGCUUUUUUUAUUAUUUCACUGUGUUAUCUACCUGCUGUGAGCAGUUUAUAAAUUGUCGAAAUUUUGUAUUAAAAACAAAGUAAAACUAAAGAAGUCUAAAUAAGAAUAAGACAGAAGAUUUUUAUCGUCUCACUGCUUUAGGAAUGGUUGAGGCAGAAUUGUUUUAUGACUUAACGCACACAGAAAAUUUUUAUAAAAAUUGUUCAAAUAGAUUAGAGAAGAUGUCCAUUUUGCAUGAAGAGAUGAAGCAUCAUUCAUCUGAUCCAGAAUGGUUUAAAAAAUUUUAUACUCUUGUCACUGAAACAUAUAAAGAGAAUAAUUUCUCAUCUGUAAUAAGUUUUGAAGAUUCCUUUUCAAUUUUUCAUUAUACUGAUUAUGGCUCUUCUCAAAUAAAAUAUGAUACAGAUGAAGGUAGACGAAUGAGAAAUGCUAUUUACAGAUUAGCAAUUAUACAAUCCAAAGAUCCAAAAAAAUAUCAUCGUUCUAUAUUGUAUCGAGGACAAAGCAAACCCAACAUGUGGUAUGAAGAAAAUUAUGUUGUUAAUAAAACGGAACAAUUAAUAAAAUUUACUUCAACAACAACCGAAGAAAGAGUAGCAAUGUACUACGCGGAAGGGGGAAAAAAUGGAAGUAUAAAUAUGACUGCAGAAGUUUCUAAAUGGCAUUUUCCAAAGCCAUUUUUGAAUGCAAAUAUUGAAAACAUAUCUCUUUCCCCUUUUGAACAAGAAACAGUUCUUCUUCCAGAAACAAGAUUUAUUACUAAUGAAAGGAUUCCGGUAUUAAAUCAAGAAUAUUUAUCCUACGGUGAAGAACUUGUUGAUAUUAAUUUAAGAAUAAAUGUAACUCAUGCUGAUGAAAAUUUGAGUAUAUUUGAGCAACAGAAAAAAGUAAUGAUAAAAUUAAAAGAACUAAAAGAUUCUGGUACGAAAUUUUAUGUCGACUGUGAAGAUUAAAGGGCUAUUAAAUUUAGGAAGUUAACAAGAAAUAACGUUCAUUAAUAUUAUUGUAAGUUUUAUUUCUGUGGAAUUAAUUUAUACUUAUGAUUUUUCAUUGGUUUGCUUUUGAUUACAGUUUAGUAUUUAAUUUAUAGAAAUUUAUUUAUUCUUGUAAAAAUUAAAUUUUUUGUGUGCUGAUAAAGAAUAUGUAAUUUUUAUUUGUCGAAUAACAUAUAUCAAUAAUAAAAAUUAUGAAACUAAUUAA